This is a messenger RNA of Amoebophrya sp. A120, 175 nucleotides long. NCBI's taxonomy places the organism in Eukaryota, Dinophyceae, Syndiniales, Amoebophryaceae. The record is from the annotation of a GenBank genome assembly.
AAUAUGUCGUGGAAGAGCCGGAAAAGGGAAGAGAGUUGUGUUUUUAAUCCAGUUGCUGGCACUCGCACUGGCACUAGCCAAGAAGACAGCAAUCUGGCCGAGAGUUUGGAUUUUCAAUGGGUGACGACGUCGCAAGAAGAGCAUCAGUCUUCUUCUUCAUCUGGCGGCGUUGAGG